AUCCGCGUGGAUGAAUAUCGAAAUUUUUAAAAACUGGUUUUUUAGUAAAUUCGUGCUUCAGGUUGAAGAUUUUYUUGAAAGUCGAAAUCUACCAAAGCGAGCAAUAUUACUCUUGGAUAACGCUCCUAGUCAUCCACCAGAAGAAGAUUUGGUGACUCCAGAUGRAAAAAUAUGKACAGUGUUUAUGCCACCGAAUGUAACGGCUCUAAUUCAACCGAUGGACCAGAACGCGAUUCGCCUCACCAAAUUAUUUUACCGAAAUUCUUUAUUGAGCAGUGUAGUGCAAAAAGAAAAUAUAAACGCAGCGUUAGAGGACCUCACCCUUUUCAAUGCAGUUCAACUUAUUGCUGCAGCUUGGGAAAAAGUUUCAGGGGUUGUUCUUCAGAAGUGUUGGAAAAACAUUUUAAUUAAUAAAACCACACCUGACGAUGAAGAUGAUGAGGACAAUAUAGCUCUAGCAGAUUUGCGAUUCAGAGAAGACCGUUCUGUUAUGGAGAGCACACUUUCUCUUAUCCAUACAAUGUUUCCCCAGACAAACUUCAACACAGAUKAUUYGGAAGCAUGGAACAGUGUAGACAAUGUACUUGUAGAAGAGAACCCGAGUGCUGAAAAUGAACUAGCUAAUAAAAUUUCGGAAGAGGAGGAAGCUGAUACCGCUGCAGUUGUAKCUGUGCCGCCAAUAAAGCAUACUGAUGCCAUCGACUGCUUUGAGAAGUGUAUCAAAUGGUCUGAAKAAAACAACGUGGAACAGGAAAAAAUAUUUUUAUUGAAAAGCCUAMAUCAAAAGGCACAGGAUCUAAAAAUUUCUCGCCCACAAAAGCAAAUGAGCAUAACAAAUUUCUUUUCAGUUGAAUAA
Molecule: messenger RNA, 856 nt
Organism: Bactrocera latifrons
Lineage: Eukaryota; Metazoa; Arthropoda; Insecta; Diptera; Tephritidae
Product: jerky protein homolog-like
Exons: 3
Coding region: 11-856 (281 amino acids)
Molecular function (GO): nucleic acid binding
Source: RefSeq, a predicted model, not a curated record